Condylura cristata (star-nosed mole) is the source of this 2410-nucleotide messenger RNA. It is a transcript of the gene DYRK2, whose product is annotated as dual-specificity tyrosine-(Y)-phosphorylation regulated kinase 2. Gene Ontology annotation, molecular function: ATP binding; protein serine/threonine kinase activity; protein serine/threonine/tyrosine kinase activity. Gene Ontology annotation, biological process: peptidyl-serine phosphorylation; peptidyl-threonine phosphorylation. The coding region runs from base 418 to 2223 and encodes 601 amino acids. Gene Ontology annotation, cellular component: nucleus. The transcript is spliced from 3 exons. NCBI's taxonomy places the organism in Eukaryota, Metazoa, Chordata, Mammalia, Eulipotyphla, Talpidae. The record is from RefSeq and is a predicted model, not a curated record.
GAGUCCGCGGGGGCGCGCGCGCGAGCCCGGGGAGGAGGCUCCGGAGCGAGUCGGUCUUGGCGGCGCAGCCCGCUCCCCCGCGCCCUAUGUGAGGGAAUCGGGGACGCUACGGCUCGCAGGGGAGGGCGAGGCAUGUGCACGGGCCGGGGGCUGUGGCAGCCGCCCGAGGAAGAGGAGGACGGCGGCGGUGGCGAGGAGAGCGGGGGGCUCGCGGCGGCGGGCCCGGGCCGAGGGGAUGCAGCGGACGGUGUGUGUCUGGCCCUAGCUGACGCGAGGCGGCGAGGAGGCGCCGGAGACCCGCGAGAGGGGCGACCAGGAGGUGGCGGCGGCGGCGGCCGCCAGAAGUAGCAGCAGGACGGGCGGCGGCGGCGGCGGCGGAGACGGCAGCCCUGAGAUGCAUUUUCUCCUCCAGCGGCCAUGUUAACCAGGAAACCUUCGGCCGCCGCUCCCGCCGCCUACCCGACCGGCCGAGGAGGGGACAGCGCCGUUCGUCAGCUUCAGGCUUCCCCGGGGCUCCGUGCGGGGCCCCCCCGGAGCGGAGUGGGGACCGGGCCGCCCUCCCCCAUCGCCCUGCCGCCUCUCCGGGCCAGCAACGCUGCUGCCGCAGCUCUCACGAUUGGCAGCAGUAAGCACACAAUGAAUGAUCACCUACAUGUCGGCAGCCACAGCCACGGACAGAUCCAGGUUGAGCAGCUGUUUGAGGAUAACAGUAACAAACGGACCGUGCUUACGACACAACCAAAUGGGCUCACCACAGUGGCCAAGACGGGAUUGCCGGUGGUGCCAGAGCGGCAGCUGGAGAGCAUCCACAGGCGGCAGGGGAGCUCCACCUCCCUGAAGUCUAUGGAGGGCAUGGGCAAGGUCAAAGCCACCCCCAUGUCGCCCGAACAAGCAAUGAAGCAAUACAUGCAAAAACUAACCACCUUUGAACACCACGAGAUUUUCAGCUACCCUGAAAUCUACUUCUUGGGUCCAAAUGCAAAGAAGCGCCAGGGCAUGACCGGUGGACCCAACAACGGUGGCUAUGACGACGACCAGGGAUCAUACGUGCAGGUGCCCCACGAUCAUGUGGCUUACAGGUACGAGGUCCUCAAGGUCAUUGGGAAGGGAAGCUUCGGGCAGGUGGUCAAAGCCUACGACCACAAAGUCCACCAGCACGUGGCCCUGAAGAUGGUGCGGAACGAGAAGCGCUUCCACCGGCAGGCAGCGGAGGAGAUCCGGAUCCUGGAGCACCUGCGGAAGCAGGACAAGGACAACACCAUGAAUGUCAUCCACAUGCUGGAAAACUUCACCUUCCGCAACCACAUCUGCAUGACGUUCGAGCUGCUGAGCAUGAACCUGUACGAGCUCAUCAAGAAGAAUAAGUUCCAGGGCUUCAGCCUGCCUUUGGUUCGCAAGUUUGCCCACUCGAUUCUGCAGUGCUUGGAUGCUUUGCACAAAAACAGAAUCAUUCACUGUGACCUUAAGCCCGAGAACAUUUUAUUGAAGCAGCAGGGUAGAAGUGGUAUUAAAGUGAUCGAUUUUGGCUCCAGUUGCUAUGAGCAUCAGCGUGUCUACACAUACAUCCAGUCUCGGUUUUACCGGGCCCCGGAAGUGAUCCUUGGCGCCAGGUACGGCAUGCCCAUCGACAUGUGGAGCUUGGGCUGCAUUUUAGCAGAGCUCCUAACUGGUUACCCGCUCUUGCCCGGGGAAGACGAAGGGGACCAGCUAGCCUGUAUGAUUGAACUGUUGGGCAUGCCCUCCCAGAAACUGUUGGAUGCAUCAAAACGAGCCAAAAAUUUUGUGAGCUCCAAGGGUUACCCCCGUUACUGCACUGUCACGACGCUCUCAGACGGUUCUGUGGUUCUCAACGGAGGCCGUUCCCGGCGGGGGAAACUGAGGGGCCCACCAGAGAGCAGAGAGUGGGGGAAUGCACUGAAGGGGUGUGAUGACCCCCUUUUCCUUGACUUCUUAAGACAGUGUUUAGAAUGGGAUCCUGCGGUUCGCAUGACCCCUGGCCAGGCUUUACGGCAUCCCUGGCUGAGGAGGCGGUUGCCAAAGCCUCCGACGGGGGAGAAGACGUCAGUGAAAAGGAUAACUGAGAGCUCUGGUGCUAUCACGUCGAUUUCCAAGUUACCUCCACCUUCCAGCUCAGCUUCCAAACUGAGGACUAAUUUGGCACAGAUGACAGAUGCCAACGGGAAUAUUCAGCAGAGGACAGUGUUGCCAAAACUUGUGAGCUGAGCUGAGUCCCCCAGUGCUGGUCCUCCGAAAGAUACGUUGUUGCUGAGCCUUACUGGGUUGAAAAGGAGUAGCUCAGACCUGUUUUUAUUUGCUCAAUAACUCAACUCAUUUGUAUCUUUUCAGCACUUAUUUUAAUGUAAGAAAGUUUUUCUUUCGUUUUGUUUUUAUAAAAUACAUGGGGACAAUG